UGUCAGUCAUCACCAGUCAGUGUUUGAUCAACGCAACGAGAACAACAAAAAGUGCAAAAAGUGUCCGCCUCGUAAAUAAAAGUUAUGUUUUUCUCGUGAUUACUGCUGUUUUUUGGUGAUAAAAGUGCGCGAUUACGCUACAGAACGAGCUCGCCUGUCGAAAGUUGACCGAUAGUGAUGGCCUCAACCAACGAUUCAACCAAACUUGAGAAGCACCUUAAGCUGCUCAAAGAGGAGUACACCAAACUGCAGAAGAACUAUGCAGAGCUGGAACGGAAGUACAGCAAAGCGGCCGCCUCCAGCGAUGACCGCGAUCUGGGCGAAUUCAGCAGCUUCGUGUCACGCCUGGUGAUGACCGUUGCCACGCUGUACGGGCGCAAAACCUAUUCGGACAUAACGGUGAAGCUGAAGGACAAAACCAUGCCGGCUCACAAGUUUGUCCUGAACGCCCGCAGCGAGGAGUGGCGCGAAGAAGUCAUUGCGGACCAAACGGAACUCGAUUGGUCCGACAUGGACGCCGACGUAGGUUUCGCGCUCCUCCGCUGGAUCUACACCGACGUGGUGGAUCUGCAGCACGACUCGCUGGCACUGGAUUUGCUGAAAACUUCCCAUCGGUUCAAGCUGCCCGGACUGAUGGGCCUGUGCGAGCGUGCCCUGGUGUCCUCUGUUUCGGUGCGGUCGUGCGUUCGGUUUUACUGCGUAGCUGAAGAUGUGGGCGCUUCAAAUCUGCUGGAGUACUGUUCCGGGUUGAUUUCGACCCAUUGGGACGACCUGACGCCGCAGGAUUUCGAGCACAUGUCUGGUCCGCUGCUGUACAAAAUGCUGACCAGUAAAACGAAACAUCCGCUGCACGCUGCCGUACGCUUGCUGCGAGAAGACGUGGUGUUUCUUUGUCUGGUGGAAAACGACGAUUCGGUGAGUGAUUUUUUUAAAUUAUUAACAAUCAUUUGGUGGUUUUGCGAAGGAUUAGAUAGAUAUAUCGGAAGUCCGGCUCCAGAGGCACGUUAUCCCCUAUAUGGGACAUUUGUGUCAUCAUAAUGGAAUAAGCAGGGCGCAAAAUUUUCGAGCAGACGAGCUGAAGUUCACCGUGCGGAAAUUUUCAUUCACUUGCCUGCAUAUUCAUAUUCAGCUGCUCGAUACUCGUUUGUCAACUGAAUGAAAGUCAA
Messenger RNA from Aedes albopictus (Asian tiger mosquito), 1166 nucleotides. RefSeq names its product rabankyrin-5. Gene Ontology annotation, cellular component: cytoplasm; nucleus. The coding region runs from base 178 to 1038 and encodes 286 amino acids. Gene Ontology annotation, molecular function: ubiquitin protein ligase binding. Lineage: Eukaryota; Metazoa; Arthropoda; Insecta; Diptera; Culicidae. The transcript is spliced from 3 exons. The record is from RefSeq and is a predicted model, not a curated record. Gene Ontology annotation, biological process: proteasome-mediated ubiquitin-dependent protein catabolic process; regulation of proteolysis.